UCACUUGAGUCCUCUUCAAUGCAGGUUGCCAAUUUGGCCUGUUCCAUCUCCAACAACGAGGAAGGGGUGAAAUUAGUCCGAAUGGCAGCCACACAGAUUGAUAGCCUGUGUCCUCAGGUCAUCAAUGCUGCUCUCACACUGGCUGCCCGGCCACAGAGCAAAGUUGCUCAGGAUAACAUGGACGUCUUCAAAGACCAGUGGGAGAAGCAGGUGCGAGUGCUAACUGAGGCUGUGGAUGACAUCACCUCGGUGGAUGACUUCCUGUCUGUCUCAGAAAAUCACAUCUUGGAGGAUGUGAACAAAUGUGUGAUAGCCCUCCAAGAGGGGGAUGUGGAUACCCUGGACCGGACUGCGGGCGCCAUCCGGGGACGGGCAGCUCGGGUGAUACACAUCAUCAAUGCUGAGAUGGAGAACUAUGAAGCUGGGGUUUAUACUGAGAAGGUGCUAGAAGCUACAAAAUUACUUUCUGAGACAGUGAUGCCACGCUUUGCUGAACAAGUCGAGGUUGCCAUUGAAGCCCUGAGUGCCAACGUCCCUCAACCAUUUGAGGAGAAUGAAUUCAUCGAUGCCUCUCGCCUGGUGUAUGACGGUGUUCGGGACAUCAGAAAGGCUGUGCUGAUGAUCAGGACCCCAGAAGAACUAGAAGAUGAUUCUGACUUCGAGCAGGAAGAUUACGACGUGCGUAGCCGGACAAGCGUUCAGACAGAGGAUGACCAGCUCAUUGCAGGGCAGAGUGCACGGGCCAUCAUGGCGCAACUACCACAAGAGGAGAAGGCAAAAAUAGCUGAGCAGGUGGAGAUAUUCCACCAAGAGAAAAGCAAGCUGGACGCUGAAGUGGCCAAGUGGGACGACAGCGGCAAUGACAUCAUUGUUCUGGCCAAGCAGAUGUGUAUGAUCAUGAUGGAAAUGACAGACUUCACAAGAGGCAAAGGCCCUUUGAAAAAUACAUCUGAUGUCAUUAACGCCGCCAAGAAGAUUGCUGAAGCAGGUUCCCGAAUGGACAAAUUAGCUCGCGCUGUGGCUGAUCAGUGUCCUGAUUCAGCAUGUAAGCAGGAUUUAUUAGCCUACCUUCAACGAAUUGCCUUGUAUUGCCAUCAGCUCAAUAUCUGCAGCAAAGUGAAGGCUGAAGUUCAGAAUCUAGGAGGAGAGCUCAUUGUAUCAGGGACAGGAGUUCAGAGCACUUUCACUACCUUUUAUGAGGUAGAUUGUGAUGUCAUAGAUGGGGGCAGGGCUAGUCAACUUUCUACCCACCUCCCAACCUGUGCUGAGGGAGCUCCGAUCGGGAGUGGAAGCAGUGAUUCCUCCAUGCUGGACAGUGCUACGUCGCUUAUCCAGGCAGCUAAAAACCUGAUGAAUGCUGUUGUCCUCACGGUCAAAGCAUCCUAUGUGGCCUCAACCAAAUACCAGAAGGUCUAUGGGACCGCAGCUGUCAACUCACCAGUUGUAUCUUGGAAGAUGAAGGCUCCAGAGAAGAAGCCCCUUGUGAAGAGAGAAAAGCCUGAAGAAUUCCAGACCCGGGUUAGGAGAGGUUCUCAAAAGAAACAUAUUUCACCUGUGCAGGCUUUAAGUGAAUUCAAAGCAAUGGAUUCCUUCUAGGAUGAUUUGGCUUUAACAAGAAAGAUUUUCCUUUCUUUUUAGUUUUCUUUUUCCUUUCUUUUUCAUUUUAAUUCCAUUUUUGUAUGCAUACCUGCCAACUCGUAUGCCUCUGGCAUGGGGAAAUUAAGAGAGCAGUGUCUGUUUGCAUGUAAGAUGAGAUGUGAUCAAUACUACUGAUCCAUCUGCAGCCCGGGGAGGAGGGGACAGGGGAAUUCCUGUCCUGAGGUGGCACAGAGCUGUCCUUUGUAACAUUCUCUUAAAAGUUGGGCAAAGAGUUCGCAUUGCAAUGUUUACGGGAGUGGGAGGGA
Messenger RNA from Marmota monax (woodchuck), 1904 nucleotides. RefSeq names its product catenin alpha-2. NCBI's taxonomy places the organism in Eukaryota, Metazoa, Chordata, Mammalia, Rodentia, Sciuridae. Bases 19 to 1596 code for a protein of 525 amino acids. The record is from RefSeq and is a predicted model, not a curated record. Gene Ontology annotation, molecular function: cadherin binding; beta-catenin binding; actin filament binding. The transcript is spliced from 10 exons. Gene Ontology annotation, cellular component: adherens junction; catenin complex. Gene Ontology annotation, biological process: cell migration; cell-cell adhesion.